AUGCCAGUGCCAAUGGAAGAGCCAAAUGGCACUGGAAGUGGCCGAAAAGGAGGCACUGGAAAUGAGCCAGGCCAAAUCGAACUUCCUGAAGUCUCUGCUAAACUGGAGUUCACAAACAUCAAUUGCACUGCUGUGGAUAAAGACUUUUGUAAUUUUGAAUAUUGCUAUUUAAAAUCGGUGAAUCGGAGCUACAAAUAUAUGUCACUUAAAGUUAAUUUAUAUAAAGUUCCCAUUAACAGUAUAAAGGUAAAUCUAACCCCAUUAGUGAGAUUAAGUGGCUAUAAACCCUUUUUAUACAAUGUGACUGUGGAUGGUUGCAAAUUCCUAAAAUAUCCAAAAUCAAAUCCAGUCUUCUCAUAUUUAUUUGAUCUAUUUGGGAGCUUCAGCAAUUUAAAUCACUCAUGUCCCUACAACCACGAUGUAAUUGUGGAAAAAUUGACAACUCAAUUUGUAAAUAAUCAUCUCACUGCUGUACUUCCUGUUCCCGAAGGUGAUUACGCCUUUCAUACAGCCUGGUUUGCCAACAAUAUACUUCGUGCUACGGUUACUGUUUUUGGCACUCUUUCCUAA
Molecule: messenger RNA, 570 nt
Organism: Drosophila serrata
Lineage: Eukaryota; Metazoa; Arthropoda; Insecta; Diptera; Drosophilidae
Source: RefSeq, a predicted model, not a curated record